Messenger RNA from Panicum virgatum (switchgrass), 1490 nucleotides. RefSeq names its product putative magnesium transporter MRS2-D. Gene Ontology annotation, biological process: magnesium ion transport. Lineage: Eukaryota; Viridiplantae; Streptophyta; Magnoliopsida; Poales; Poaceae. Gene Ontology annotation, molecular function: magnesium ion transmembrane transporter activity. Bases 91 to 1350 code for a protein of 419 amino acids. The transcript has 6 exons. The record is from RefSeq and is a predicted model, not a curated record.
AGCCGCCUCGCCGCGGACGCCAAGACCGCGCGCCAGCCAGCCCUCCCGGCAUCCGGCUGCAGCAGCUCCGAGCCGCACGUGCGUGCGGCCAUGGCGUCGACGCGCCGGAGGCACGCGGGGGCGGCGGCGGCGGAGUGGGCGGCGGUGUCCGGUGCGGGCGCGUGGCGCGUCGAGGCGGUCGGCAAGCUCCAGCUGAUGCGGCGGACGGGGCUCCCCGCGCGCGACCUCCGCGCGCUGGACCCGGCGCUGUCCUACCCGUCCAGCAUCAUGGGCCGGGACCGCGCCGUCGUCGUCAACCUGGAGUGCGUCCGCGCCGUCAUCACCGCCACCGAGGUGCUCGUCCCGGGCCCGCGGGACCCCGCCGUCGCGCCGCUCGUCCGCGAGCUCCGCGCGCGCCUGAUCGCCGCCCCCGCCUCGCCCGCGCCGUCGCAGGUCUCACUUCCGCCCAUGCCCACACCUCCGAUCCGAUCCUCGGCGGCGGAUCACGGCGGAGCGUUGCCGCCGGCAGCCGGAGUGGGCGGCGAAGGCAAGGACGCCCAAGCAUUGGGACGCGAGUCCAAGGCCCUGCCGUUCGAGUUCAGGGCGCUCGAGGUGUGCCUCGAGUUCGCGUGCAAGUCGCUUGAACAAGAGACUCGUACAUUGGAGGAGGAGGCGUACCCGGCUUUGGACGAGCUGAGCUCCAACGUCAGCACUCUCAACCUCGAGCGCGUGAGGCAGAUAAAGAGCCGAUUGGUUGCGAUUUCUGGGAGAGUUCAGAAGGUCAGGGAUGAACUCGAACACUUGCUAGACGACGACGUGGACAUGGCCGCCAUGCACCUGUCGGAGAAGCUCGCCUACCAAGCCGCUGAUGGCAACUCCUCGAGAUCCAACGUCGACAUCGAGCCGAGCGAGUUCGAGGAAGACAGGGACGGCGGAGAGGUCGAAGAGGAGGGAGGGGGAUCAUCCGAGGGCCGCGGCUAUGGCAACGGGACCUCCGCCACCGUCUUCACGCCCAAGAUCGACGAGCUGGAGAUCCUCCUGGAGGCCUACUUCGUGCAGAUCGACGGCACCCUGAACAAGCUCUCCACUCUGCGCGAGUACGUGGACGACACGGAGGACUACAUCAACAUCAUGCUGGACGACAAGCAGAACCAGCUGCUGCAGAUGGGGAUCAUGCUGUCCACGGGCACGCUGGUGGUCAGCUGCGCCAUCGCGGCCACGGGCGUCUUCGGCAUGAACAUCACCAUCCCGCUCUACACGGGGGCCACCAAGGGGGUUUUCUGGCAGGUCACUUGCGGCAUCGUCGGCGCCGCCGCCGCGGUCUACCUCGUCGCGCUGCUCUGCUACAGGAGGAGCGGCAUACUGCAGUGACACUACUGGAGCAUGGAACGGGCUUGGAUUAGACGUGCAGAUGAAUGCACAAGUGGGGGAAUAUAUAUGAGAGGGGAAGAGGCGCCGAAGUGUUUUAAAUAAGCCACUGCAUUUGGAUCUCUCCUGCUUGAGAAAACUCC